Cicer arietinum (chickpea) is the source of this 3241-nucleotide messenger RNA. NCBI's taxonomy places the organism in Eukaryota, Viridiplantae, Streptophyta, Magnoliopsida, Fabales, Fabaceae. The record is from RefSeq and is a predicted model, not a curated record.
ACAGCUGAAGAAUCCAUUUCAGAUAAGUUUGUUGGUUCGAACUUUAUUGUCUCCCCAUCGCGCAUCAGACAACAACCAAAACAAAAGUGAUGAAAAAUUGAUAUAUUGAAGGAGACAUACACACGUGUAUCUUUGCUGUCUCACUCAAACUCCCAACCAGUAAAGAAGCAAUGUGCUCAACACAGCCAUUCUUAGGGUUAAGGUUCGGAUUAGCAUGUCCAUGAACCCCAAUGUGGUCUCAUCAAUCCAACAUCCUUAUUCUCCUUUCCUCUUCAACUCGAUCUCAAUCACAAUCACAAUCACAAUCACAAUGUCUCAUUCUCAGAAGACACUAUUGUCUAUGGUCAAUGAAAAAAGACCCAGAUUUAGAAUCAGCACUAUCACGAAAUCGACGCUGGAUAGUAAACAAUCAAAUCAAAAACAUAAUACUCCGUUAUCCCAACAACGAAAUCCCAAUCGAAACCCUCCAAAAGAAAUUCAAAACCCUAGAUCUUCAAGGUAAAGCCAACAAUUGGAUUUCAAAAUACCCUUCUUGUUUCGAACUUCACCAACGUAAUUGUUGUCUCACUAAACGCCUGAUGAAUCUCGUUCACGAAGAAGAGUCUCUCAAAGAUUCUCUUGAACCUGUCUUCGCUCAGCGACUCGCCAAACUCCUCAUGCUUUCCUUCAAUAAAACCCUAAACGUCAUCAAAAUCAACGAAAUUAAGAACAGUUUAGGGUUCCCUGAUGAUUAUUUGAUUAGAAUUGUGCCGAAAUAUCCCGAUUUGUUCCGAAUUGUUAAUGAGAGUGGGAGGAGGAGUUCAAUGGCGGUUGAAUUGCUUCAUUGGAACCCUAAUUUCGCUGUUUCUGCUGUUGAAGCUUCUGCGCUGAAAAACGGCGUGGAACCUAAUUUCUCGUGUUGUUUGCCUUCUAGUUGGGUGAAAUCGUUGGAAAAGUUUCGCGAUUUCGAAUCGGUUCCGUAUAUAUCGCCUUAUUCGGAUCCGAGAGUGUUGGUGGAAGGGUCAAAGGAGAUGGAAAAGAGGAAUGUAGGUUUGGUUCAUGAGUUGUUGUCGUUGACUCUUUGGAAAAAAGCUUCCAUUAUGAAAUUGGGUCAUUUUAGAAGAGAGUUUCUUUUGCCCGAUAAGUUGAAUGUGUUGUUGCUUAAGCACCCUGGGAUUUUCUAUGUUUCUAAUAAGUAUAGGAUUUAUACUGUUUUACUUAGAGAAGGUUAUGUUGGGUCUCAAUUAGUUGAUAAGGAUCCUCUUGUGGUUGUGAAGGAGAAAUUUGGGGAGCUGAUGCAGGAAGGACUUCAUGAGUAUAAUCAAAGGCGACGGCUUGUUAAUAUCGAAAAGAAGAGAAAUAAAGGUGUUCCUUUGACAAGGGUGGAUGAGGAUGUAAUGAAGGGCAGAAGAAGGAGAAGAAGUAGUGAAAAUUCUGAUCAAGAUGAUGACGGUGUUGUUGGUGGAGAAAAUAGUAGUAAUCUGGGAGGGUUGCUUGACCCUGAAGAAAGAAAACGGUUUUAUAAAGUUCUUUUUGAUGACGACGGUUCAUGAAUGAAGUUUUGCUCAGCCUAGGUGUGGUACAGAGUAUAGAUAGUAUUAUGCAUUUUUAUUUACAUAAUAAUAAUAAUGGUAAUUUAGAAAAAGAUGAUUGUAUUGCAUCCAAUUGUCCUCGGAAAUUGAAUUAGGCUUGUGUCAAUGAGGGAGAAUAAUCAUGAAACUUUCAUUCUUGGUAGAUCGGGAUAAGUAUAUUACUAUAUUAUUUGUUACUAAUUUGUUCUGCGUUGGAGGUUUAUAGAGAUUUAGGGGCAGAUUAGUUGGAGCCAUUCAAGGUAAUGGAGUUUUCCUAUGUUACAUUUUAGGCCAGGAAACAUUUAUCUGGUGGUGAGUGCCAUAUGAUUUGUAUUUACCUACACAAGACAGGAUAGUAAUGACCUGCAUCGCAGCAUGUAAGCAAUGUCCACAGUAAGGAACAUAAUGAAAAGACUAUUUCUUAAUCUGAAUUCUAUCAUGUAUUAAUUAAUUUUGAGCUACAAUUGCCAAUUUGUUAACGUUUCUUUCUUUUCUUGCAAUAGUUGUAAUAAAAAAUGUACUGUGCUUACCAUUGUCUAACCAGAGACUGCAUAAAAGGAGUCAAAGCCUAAAUUGCUCCUCCACUUAUAUUAUUAGUUAUACUACAAAUGCCUUAAAAUAUUAGCAACUGGCUAUAUGUUUAAUCCAUUUGUGCUCAAAUACUCUAUUUUCUUCCGUGAUGAAUUGAAAGAAUUGUCACUCAUGCCACAUAAUUGGGGUAUGGGUGCAUCAUGUAAAAGUUAGUCUGUUCCAUAUAAUUUUUCUUCACUCACUGAAGGUGUAAAAGUAAGAUUGGAACUCCAAUUUGUAUUCCUUCGCAAGAGUUCCUUGAUAUUGGUCGCAUUGCCUCCUUUGAAAAAUAACCAUAAACCGGUUGAUUAUGCUGAAGAAAGGACAGAAAGUGUCUAUUAAGAUUGUUGGCAGCAAUUCUGAGGAACAGCAGAAAAUGUUUAGGAGGCAUUUUGAGAUUGACGAUGAACUUGGAGAUCUAUUAAUAUUCUCAAAACUAAUUUUUGGGAUAAACUGUCUACGGAAGAAAAUAAGCUGGUGGUGAAAUUGAAGACUCUUUUCAAGAUACAAUGAACUUGAUCUGUGGGCACUUGGUAUUCAUUUCAGAAAAACAAGGUUUCAGUAAAAUGUUUGGUUCAAUCUCUAGCUUCGAAGGGUUUAUGCGAGGAUGUGGUUCGGUUCACCUUGUAGACCAAAGAUUUGACGCAAUGUUGCAGAUAAAAGGCGUUUUAUAGUGGCAGAGUGACUCGGACAAGAAACUCCCAUGCUCUUGCAGCUGGGAACCUCUGGCAAAAAAGGUUAACUGUCAAGGACCAAAAGGUCCAAAUUUUGUGAUUUACUAUACACAUGCAGUAUACAUGGAAGCGAAUAAGUUUAAUCUGCAUUUGUUUGCUGAGGGAAAAGCAAAUAUUCACAGGAGUAUCUAUCAUGUGACAAACUAAAUUGUUCACUUAAGGUUUCCGUAUUGUGUAUAAAAAUUUUCCAUUUGUUGCCGAGGCAUGAUGAUGUUUAUCGUGAGUUAUGCAUCUUUUGAUGGUCCCUGCCAAGCAUUUUGGUUGUGGAAACAGGCAUGAAUUUGUAUACUUUUUUUGAUAUGUAUUUGUUUGUUUAAUAAUUAGUAUUGAAACAGUUGUUAGUGAUGUUCUUAAUAUAUGAAAGCAAGCUUGAAGAUGAUUCGAUCA